CAGGUGUCUUUGAAACGUUUAACACAUGCAAAAUAUUAAUUUAUAUUCUUAAUCAUCAUAGCUAUCUUUCACCAAAACUAAUUGGUUCAUACUUGCUUAUUCAUUAAUUUAAACCUUUUUAGAAUCCCACCCAUAAUCUGUUAUAAAAAACCCAAACAAAAAAUUGAGGUUAUGUUGUAGUUUAAAACUAGGAAAAAUCGUUAAAAAUGGCUUCAAGGGGGCCAAAGGGGAAAAUAACGCAACAACCCCCUGAUAUGUUCAUUGCAUUGGGUUCAAAACAGUCCGCAUCAAGAGAUAAUGACCCAAAACGUACUGGACCUUCUUUACAAAAACCUUCAACUUCGGGUAAAGGACAAAUUGAUAGGAAACGGGAAAAUACAACUCCUUUACCAGCUGGGCCCGCAUUAAAAAAAAUGAAAGUGGCAUUACCUACACGACCAACAACAACCCCUGCCCCUUGUAUGUCCACUUUGAUCCCAACUGAAAGAAGUAAUCCAGGACAAUCUAGUGCAGAAGCUUGGGAAGCUAUGGCUGUUGAUUGUGAAGCAUGUGAUUUCAUGGAGUUGGUUAUGAAUAGUGUACAUAUUGGCAAUACAGAAAAAGCGGUGUCAUAUAUUUUAGGAGCUAUUCGUUCUAUAAAAGUACAAAGAUUUAAACCAUGCAAAGUACUUUAUAGUAAUCUAUUACUGUUGGUUUAUUCAAAACCAACACUUUUCGUUAAUGAGAAUGUUGUAGCCGCUCUAAUAAGCUCUAUAAGACGGGAUAUUAUCGCUGGACUUAAAGCCCCAACAAAAAAUAAUCCACAUAAUCAAAUGUUAUUCAUAAACAUACUAUUAUAUGCUUUCAAUUCAGUUGGGCAUUGGCCAGAAAGUUUUGUUAAGCUGUAUGUAGAAGAUGCUGUUGGAGAUCGAGUUUGGAUAGAUAACCCAUUUUGUAAACCGUUUGUGGAUAAUAUAAGCACAGCUUUUAAUACUAAACAGCCACCAAAACUACUUUUAGCUACUGAAACAUGGGCUCCAGCAGGACGUGAUACUUCAAGUCCUCUAACUAUUAAUUCUAAUGAUGAUGAUGAAAGUAUGAAUGAAUUUAAAUCAAUAGUUAGUAGUUGGAAUAUAAAUACAUAUUCCCGAUAUACACAAGCACAAGAAAUUGUUGAACAAAUAUGCCUUGAAGCCAUAAAAGAACAAUUGACUAGGCGACAACAACCGGAUGCAAUAACAAAAAAUUUCGUUCGAUUUUUAAGUAUAGCAUCAGGUUUGGUUGAGAUACGAAUAAUAGCGGUGUCUAGAAUUGAAAAUUGGCUCCACAAUCAUAAAUUGAUGAAACCUGCCCAGGAACUUUUAGCGUAUCUUUGUUAUAAUUGCUCGACAAACACUCAAAGAGAUUUGGAAGUUGUGGCACAUUUAAGCAAAUUGAGAAUUAAAAAUAAACCUAUGAUAACGUUUUUUAAUAAUUGUUUAAAAGAGAUGGUGUUAUCAUUUCCAGAGAAUUUAUAUCCCUUAUUAAAAUACACCGUUUAUAACGAACUCUCAAAUACAAGAAAUACGAAUAAUUUACUGGUUGUUGGAGCGAUGUUUCAGGUAUCUCCAGAAGGUGGGGCAGAUGCUUUUACAGAUAUUUGUUUAGAAUUACUUUUAAACAAAGACGAUUAUUUACGAUCGAUUCGUACUUUAUUAAAAGAAAUUAACCGAGUAUUAAAACAAGAUUUCAAUUUAUGCAACGUUGUUCAUUCGCUUUUAAAAGAACGCAAAGAAAUGUCGAAUUUAAUUAGAGACUCAGAAUUCAAAGACAGAAUAUUUUUAUCUCUCGUCGAUUUGGUUUGUAUGUGCAUGUUUUUGUGCAUUAGCCCUCAAGUUCGUGAUGCGGCCUCACAAAGUAAAAAAGAUGCGAGCAUUUUCCAACAUUUCCAAUUACAAGUUUCUAAUAUUCAAAGAGAAGCUGCCGUAUGGCUUCACGAGGGGGCUUUAAGAACCUUUCGACCUCACGUUAGCGACUUUCAAUACGCUAUACAUAAAGUAUUGUUAUUAGAACCAGUCGAACAAUACUGCAAGGUUGACUCAUGGCCUGGAGAAAACGAAAGAAAUUUAUUUUUCCGAUUAAUAAGCGAAGUACCAUUAUUAGAACAAACUUUAUUUAGAACUUUGGUUAUUGGUAUUUCUAAAGAACACCCUGUUUCGGCUAACGACAUUGUUGAUAUUUGCGAUCAAUUGGUGAGGAGAGCCGGAAAUUUGACGACUGAUUCGGUGAUGCCUUUGGUUAUGGAUAAACUUGAGAUUGUCGAUCUUUUCUUUAAUUUAUGCUGUUAUAAUUAUCCGGAAAAUAUUACAUUACCUGUUGGAUAUACCCCGCCUAAAUUGGCGAUUUCGUCGAUUUAUUGGAAAAGUUGGUUAAUUUUGUUAAUUAUUGCUGCUCAUAAUCCGAGUACGUUUGGAAGUUUAGCAUGGAGUAAAUACAGAAUUUUAAGGAUGUUUAUGGAAAUGUGUAUAACUAAUCACUUCACGUUUCCUCCAUCAACAAUGCUUUCAACCGAAGCGACAGAAGAAUUUAUAGGAAAAGAACAACAAAUGUUGGCAAUAGAGAGGCAAAAGAUCUUAGAAUUUGAAACCCAUUUAGCAGCAGCUAGUACAAAACAAGAAAUCAACGAACAAACCAGUUUACUACUUCCACAAUUAAUUGAAUUAAAUCCAACAGGUGAUAUUCGCAGACCACCACCUUUAGUAUUAGAACAACUACAAGCUUUAAAUAACACCCACAGAUUGGGCCAUUUACUUUGUCGUUCUCGAAGUCCAGAUUUUCUUUUAGAUAUAAUGUCGAGUCAAGGUGGCGUGGCCCAUAUGCCGUGGUUAGCUGAAUUGGUUCAUAACUCCGAAGGGGCAUUAGCUCAUCUUCCCGUUCAAUGUUUAUGCGAAUAUUUAUUAACCAACACACCAACCGAAAAGUUAACUAAACACAGUCAAUUACUCGCUCAUUUACGAACGGUCGUUCAUGGAUCUGAUGGUUCGAAUUCCACCGAAGUUUUAGAAUAUCUUUUGCGACGUUUAACAUCUCCGCAUGCUUCAAGUAGAAAUCGCGCGAUUAAAGGAUUAACGCUGGUUUUAAAUACGAAUGAAGAUGGGGAAAUUACCGCUGAAAAUGUAAAUCAAACGCAUUGGUUGACUCAUUAUAUUUCGUACCUUCCAAAUAUAAACAAUGUUAGGCAUAUAUUAAUUCAUUUAUUGAUGCAGGCGACUUUAGUUGAAACGAAUCCUGUUCACAUUUCAAAUUAUAUUAACUAUUUAGCUACGAAAGGUAUUGAUGGUUUGGGGGAGUUAGAAUUAAUUUUUGAUUUAGCAUCACUUAUCGUUGAACGUAAUAGUAUAACGACUUAUAUUUUGCCUGGUGAAAAUAUGAGAACUUUACGAGAUUUAAUUUCGAUAUUUUACACAUAUUUACAUAAAGUACGCCAACCGCCGGAUGAAAAUUUUAUGUGGCCCGCUGAAAAUCAAGAUCAGGUAGUGGUAACUUGGGGUAAUGGGGAUCAAUGUGUUAUACAAGUCUUGGUCAUUCAAGCAUCGAUUAUUUUACUAACAUAUGGUCCUCUUGAAGAUUCUGAAGAAUUUAACGCGCUUUUGGAUAUGUGGUUUCCAUUAAACGAAGAUCGAAUGAUUACUUUCUUCCCUGAUACAGCCGACGAUUCGAUUCUUUUACCCGAUUGGUUAAAAUUAAGAAUGAUUCGUUCGAACGUGUUGAGACUCGUUGAUUUAGCCGUUGAAAAAUUAAACGCACAACAAUUAGUUUUAUUUAUCCAAUCGUUUGGAAUUCCGGUUGUUUCAAUCAGUAAAUUGCUUCAAACUUUGGAUAAGGCGACAACUAGCGAUCCAAAACUGGUGGUUCAUCAUGUUUUAGAUAAAAAUUAUAUGAUUCAAUUAGUUGAGGUACAAAAUCGAAGAGGAGCCGUUGGUGGUGAAAUUUUUGUGAGAGCUUUAGAAAUGGAAAGUCCCCUCAUUAAAGAUGAUGAUGCUAUCAAUGUAGCUCCAGCGAGGAAAACUUUACCCAUCAAAAAGAAAAAACCGGGGUUAUCCGAUAAUUCAGUUGAUUCUUUAAUGAAUUGUUUAGCUAAAAUAUUUAGUGGAUAUUCCGGAGGAUCAACUUUUGAAGAUAUCAUUGCUAUAACACAAAAAAUGAAAGAGGACUCACAUUUCACGCAAAGAGUGAUUCAUUUAUUGUGUUCAAUUCCCCCACUUGCGGUGAUUCAAGUUGUUUUAGAGAAGAAAUCUCUUUUUUUACUGUUACGUUUAAUUUUUGUGAAAGAAAAUUGUAACCAAGAUACUUUACGUUUAGCGAGUCGUUUACUUGAUACUAUUCAAGAUAAAUCGUGCCCUUUAGCGAUCGUUUUUGCACAAUUCUUAGAAAUGAAUCUAAAACAAUCCAAACCGCACGAAGCUGAAAAGAACGAUUUUUCUAAAAAAUUAAAAAAUAAAGAUCCUCAAGAUAAUCGUACACUAGAAGAAUUAGGACGAGAAUUUGGAAAAGUUCUCAUGGAAAAUCCUCAAUUUGAAAACGCAGGUUCACUCGUUGAUUGGUUAAUGGCCACGGAGCUUCACGUUUCGGGUUCAAACCAACAAUUACAAAUGGAAUUGUUAUUUUCGAAGAAAAAUUUGCGAUUUAGACCGUUGUUACUUUCAGUUUUACUUCAAAGAGCAAGUUGGAACACUUUAGGGAAAGUCGUUGGACAUUUAUUAGAAGAUGAUUCUCAAUCUUAUUGUCCCAUUGCUGUUUUGGACUUUUUAACAGCUUUAACACAAAGUCCGAAAUUAUGGCAAGGACGAGAUAAAGCAACGCCGAAACAUUACCAUAGUGAAGAUAUUUUGUGUUUAACAAUGCCACAAAUUUUAAAAAUGGUUGAUUACAUACUAGAAGAAGCCGAAUUGGAAGAACAUGAUUUUAUAAGAAAAAUGGAAUCACGUCUUCCCGUUUUAAUAAGUUGCGAAAAUCUUCAAUUAUCGAUUUAUGUUAAACAUUUGAUGAAAAAAACUGAAACGAAUCCAAUGGCAAAACAUUUAUUAUUAAUUUCUUACAUGGAAAAGCCGAAUAUUCGAAAAUAUUUACCAAAAGAUUAUUUAUUAAGCGAAAUUCAAUCUGAUAUGACUCCAAGCGCUGCUGAUAUAAUCUCACAUACUUUAAUCAGUUCGCUUACAGCUACAACUAAAUACAAAGAUUGGACUACAAGACAUCCCGAUUUAGAACGUUGCGUAAGAAAGUUAGCUUCAAUGCAUCCCGAAUUAAUUUUAAGACAAUUAACUAUGAUAGCGGGAAGUUUAAGAGGAAGAGCACAAUAUGAUUGGCCCGUUUUUAAAAAUCGCGGCCAUUUAACGUUAUUCGCAAAAGUUUUAGGCUUAUUAGAGCUAUUACAACCCCAUAUUUUCCAAAAAACUGACGUUUUAUACAACAUUUUGGAUUCGUAUUUUCAAUUAUUAAAGUAUCAUGGUCAUAUGAAAGAAUUAACGACUCCUGUAAAUCGUUUGGUAAGAUUUUUACAAAACUGGAUGAUAAAAGACGUACAAUAUUCGUUGAAAUAUUUACAAGAAAAGGGACACAUUUUGAAUGAAAUCCAAUCGGUUCAACCGAGCGUUAGAUCUUUGUUGUCAAGCGUUUCAUUUCCUUCUCAAGAUCGUAACGAAGAUCAAGAUCAAAUCGUUAUUAGGACUCCAACACCACCCGAUGCUGAACACCUUCCACAACAAUGGCCCAUGAUUAUAAACGGUCUUCAAUCUGCUGACCCACUAUUGGCGCUGCAAGAGUUGGAAUAUAUUUGUAAUAAAAAACCGCAAUUUCUUCAACCAGCUUCUCAAUACCUUUAUAAUAACAUAAACAGUUCAAACGGGGCUGUUCGCGAGCUUGCACUUCGCAUGUUGUUGAAAUUAUUAAAGUUUGAUCCAAGUGUUAGCGAGGAAGCUUUGCCUUCCGUUUUAUCAUGUUUGGAAAGUAGAAACGCGGACGUUGUCGAAAAUAUUUUAACCAAGUUGCCGCAGUUGGUAGUGAGUAUGCAGGAACAUGCUAUGGUUAUUUUGAGGCGUAUAUUUCGUUUGGGUUUAGUUUCUCAAUUGAACACAACAAAUGCUUUAACGAAAUCUAUUGGAUUAUUAAAUUUGCAAUCAGGUUAUUAAUAAUUUUUAUUAACAAAAUUGAUGAUUAAUUUAUAAGUUUUAACAUUAUAAAGUUGUACUCUUAUUAAUUGAAAUAAAAUUGAAUUAAAAAGAA
Molecule: messenger RNA, 6240 nt
Organism: Onthophagus taurus
Lineage: Eukaryota; Metazoa; Arthropoda; Insecta; Coleoptera; Scarabaeidae
Gene: IntS1
Product: integrator complex subunit 1
Biological process (GO): U2 snRNA 3'-end processing
Cellular component (GO): integrator complex
Source: RefSeq, a predicted model, not a curated record